GCGGGGGGGUUGCGUUGGAACUCUGCGAUUCGUUUCCGAAACUCAUUUAGCGAGCGCGGAACACCUCUCCAACUUUCAUUUCACCUAAAAUCCUAUUCAUGAAACCCUAGAAUCUCUCCCAUUCGUCUUACUCCGCAUUUUCCCCUCAUCUCCAUAAUCAUUCUCUCAUUCUUUAUUUUUUCUUAUAUUUUUUCUGUUGCCACUCAGAAUGUCGGCAGACCUCGUUCUGAAACCGUCUUGCGGCGGUUGUGGAUCGACGACUGACCUUUACGGAAGCAACUGCAAGCACAUGACUCUCUGCUUGAACUGCGGCAAGGCCAUGGCACAGAAACGCGCUAAGUGCCACGAUUGUGGCGCCACCCUCACUCGCUUGAUUCGAGAAUAUAAUGUUCGUUCGAGUUCUAGCAGUGACAAAAACUACUUUAUUGGGAGAUUCAUGUCUGGGUUGCCAGAUUUUUCGAAGAAGAAAAGCGCCGAGAACAAGUGGUCUUUGCAGAAAGAUGGGCUCCAGAACCGCCAAAUUACUGAUUCGUUGAGGGAAAAGUACAAGAACAAGCCUUGGCUCCUUGAGGAUGAAACUGGUCAAUCCCAGUACCAGGGUCAUCUAGAGGGUGCACAAUCAUCUUCAUAUUACCUGCUUAUGAUGGAAAAGAAGGAGUUUUCCGCCAUCCCCUCUGGUUCUUGGUACAACUUUAAUAAGGUUGCACAGUACAAGCAAUUGACUUUGGAGGAAGCAGAAGAGAAGAUAAGGAAUAGAAAGAAAACUGCAGAUGGAUAUCAAAGAUGGAUGAUGAAAGCAGCAAAUAAUGGGGCUGCUGCAUUCGGGGAACAUGGGAAGUUAGAUGACAAGGAAAGCAACACAGGCGGUGGUGGAGGAAGAAGCCGGAAAAAAACUAGCGAGGAUGAUGAAGGUCAGGCCUCAGAUAAAGGGGAGGAGGACGAAGAUGAGGAAGCAGAAAGAAAGAAUAGACUUGGACUUAAUAAAAGAGAUGGUGAUGAUGAUGAUGAUGAAGGUCUAAGGGGUGGAGACCUUGAUCUAGAUGAUGAUGAUAUUGAGAAGGGUGAUGAUUGGGAGCAUGAAGAGAUUUUCACUGAUGAUGAUGAAGCUGUAGGCAAUGAUCCCGAGGAAAGGGAAGAUUUGGCUCCAGAAGUUCCUGCUCCUCCUGAAAUCAAGCAGGAUGAAGAGGAAGAAGACGAAGAUAAUGAAGAGGGGAAAGGUCUGAGUAAAUCUGGGAAAGAGCUGAAGGAGUUGCUAGGGCGAGCAAGUGGUAUGAAUGAAUCCGAUGCGGAGGAAGAUGAUGAUGAUGAUGACGACGAUGAUAUGGAUGAUGAGGUCAACAUUCCUCCUGUGACUGCUACAAAGCAGAAGGAUGCACCUAAACCUAAGGAAGAACCUGUUGACAACAGCCCUUCAAAACCAGCAGCAGCAGGGGCAACUCGGGGAGCACCUUCUACUUCGAAGUCUUCAAAGGCAAAGAGGAAAACAACCGAGGAACCAAAACCAUCGAAUGCUGCAACACCAAAGAAGGUUAAGUCUGAAAAUGAGCAAAAGUCAUCCGGUAAAGAUGUACAUGGGACUGCUUCUAAAAGUAAUGCAUCUGCAAAAGGUUCGGCCCCACCACCGCCAUCAUCAUCAUCGUCAAAAGCUGGGACUUCCACUGCAGCUUCUGGACCUGUGAGUGAAGAAGAAAUCAGAGCUGUGUUAAAGCAAAAGACUCCAGUGACCACACAGGAUCUUGUGGCUAAAUUUAAGGCAAGACUAAAAUGUAAAGAGGAUAAGGAUGCAUUUGCGGAGAUCCUGAAAAGAAUAUCUAAAAUACAGAGAACUCCAACUUCAAAUAGAGCCAGUUAUGUUAUCCUGAGAGAUAAGUGAAAAUUCAACUGCCCGAAUGUGGUUGAUGAUGUAGCAUUCAAACGGAAAAAAUGGAUCCAGUUCUGUUGUCCUGAGAGAUGGCUGUAAAUGUUUUAUCCCAAUAAUUGGCUGCGACUGAUGAUGCAGCUUCAUAUAGAAAACAAAAGAACAGUUGAUACUUAAUAUGCCUUGUAUAUUCUUCACUUUUUGGACAUCAUUAUGACUGGUUUUCUAUCAAUUAAGUUUUUUCUAAUC
This is a messenger RNA of Arachis stenosperma, 2107 nucleotides long. Its product is annotated as transcription initiation factor IIF subunit alpha-like. The transcript has 9 exons. Gene Ontology annotation, cellular component: transcription factor TFIIF complex; nucleus. The coding region runs from base 209 to 1873 and encodes 554 amino acids. Gene Ontology annotation, molecular function: DNA binding; TFIIF-class transcription factor complex binding; RNA polymerase II general transcription initiation factor activity. NCBI's taxonomy places the organism in Eukaryota, Viridiplantae, Streptophyta, Magnoliopsida, Fabales, Fabaceae. The record is from RefSeq and is a predicted model, not a curated record. Gene Ontology annotation, biological process: positive regulation of transcription elongation by RNA polymerase II; transcription initiation at RNA polymerase II promoter.